Messenger RNA from Culicoides brevitarsis, 2598 nucleotides. It is a transcript of the gene Eip63E, whose product is annotated as cyclin-dependent kinase 14. The record is from RefSeq and is a predicted model, not a curated record. The transcript is spliced from 10 exons. Gene Ontology annotation, cellular component: nucleus; cytoplasm; cytosol. NCBI's taxonomy places the organism in Eukaryota, Metazoa, Arthropoda, Insecta, Diptera, Ceratopogonidae. Gene Ontology annotation, biological process: protein phosphorylation. Gene Ontology annotation, molecular function: cyclin binding; cyclin-dependent protein serine/threonine kinase activity; ATP binding. The coding region runs from base 195 to 1694 and encodes 499 amino acids.
CACAAAAUUGCUAUUUUUACAAUUUGAUCCAAGAAAACAAUUUAAAAUUCUAACUUACGGAUUAAACUAGCAGCAACCUCACGUUAUUUUACUCUUUUUUACAAUCGUCCAACCUUAGUUUACACAUUAUAGUAAUGUUAAGUGCAUUUCGGUGAAAGAUAAGACACAAAAAAGUUACACACAAAAAAUCGCGAAUGUAUUGUGAUAAAUCUGCCCAAAUAAUUGGAAAAUCUUCCUCGACGACAACUAUGAAAAAUAACACCAAAAAUAAAGAUGGUGUUACAAUGCGAGAGAAGAAAGCUGGCACGCUACAGAAGCUUAAGAAGCGAUUAUCGCACAGUUUUGGAAGAUUAUCCAUUUCCCGUGAAGAAACAGACGACAAUUUGGCGAGUCACGGGCGAAAUUCGAGCAGUACAGGGAAAUCGUACAAUGGAUAUACUUCCGAGGAAUAUCUAGACAGGCUAGAACCAAAUGGCAAUAUACCGAGCGAUAAGUCAGCCUACAAUAAGCAUUGGGGUAACCAUCAUCAAACGGUGCACAGACAAUUGUCUGUGUCGUCAGACAGUAAACUCUUGGAUGAGGAUAUUCGGGAGGAAACGCGUGUCAUAAUGCGCCCAAAAAAGCCUCCUCGACCCAAAUCCGAGGUCUUCUUAAAUAAGCAUGAGAUGAAUCCACGCAGGAAGAGAUUUAGUGCAUUUGGGGGUGAUUCACCGUUCGGUAAAUCUGAAGCAUACAUUAAACUUGAACAAUUAGGAGAGGGAUCGUAUGCAACAGUAUUUAAAGGAUAUAGCAAUUUAACGAACCAAGUUGUUGCUUUGAAAGAGAUUCGUCUUCAGGAAGAAGAAGGUGCCCCAUUUACCGCCAUUCGAGAAGCUUCGCUAUUAAAGGAACUUAAGCACGCCAAUAUUGUAACAUUGCACGAUAUAGUACAUACAAGGGAAACAUUGACUUUUGUCUUCGAAUUUGUGAAUACUGAUCUUUCGCAAUAUAUGGAACGACAUCCCGGCGGUCUCGAUCACAGGAAUGUCAGAUUAUUUUUAUUUCAACUUUUACGAGGCUUAGCCUAUUGCCAUAAACGUCGAGUCCUCCAUCGUGAUGUCAAGCCACAGAAUUUAUUGAUUAGUGAAAUAGGAGAAUUAAAAUUAGCAGAUUUUGGUUUAGCACGCGCCAAAAGUGUUCCAAGUCAUACAUACUCACACGAAGUCGUUACGUUAUGGUAUCGUCCUCCAGAUGUUCUAUUAGGCAGCACAGAAUAUUCAACAUCUCUCGAUAUGUGGGGUGUUGGUUGUAUAUUUGUCGAAAUGAUUACAGGAAUGCCAACUUUUCCCGGAAUACGUGAUACCUACGAUCAAUUGGAUAAGAUUUUCAAGAUGCUCGGAACGCCAACUGAGGAAACGUGGUCCGGCGUAACACACUUACCCGGAUACAAACCUCAUAAAUUAGGUUUUUAUCGUCAACGCAAACUCGGCUUAAGUUUUCCACGCUUGUAUGAUAUUGUCGAGGGCGAAUCGAUGGCAGGCGCAUUACUGCAACUCGAUCCCGACAAUAGAAUAGGUGCCGAAGAAGCACUCACACAUCCAUAUUUUGCCCCGUUGCCAAAAAAAUUGUUUGAACUACCUGACGAGGUCUCCAUUUUUAGUGUAGACGGCAUCUUUUUAUAUCCAGAGACAACUCGUCAUAUGCAUCAUAAGUAAAAACUUUGAUAAAAACUUGACCAACACACACACCGGAGUUAUAAAAAAACCACUAAUUAAGAACAAACAUAACUUAACUUUAACACAUAACAACAAAACUUAAUAAGUAAAUAAUAAAAGUAACUAGAAAGUGUCUAAAUUUGACAAAAAAAUAUAAAGAAAGACAAAAUUUAACAGAAAAGCGCAUGAAAUUUUUUAAAAUUCAUGAGCGCUGAAAUUAUUAAAAAAAAAAAUUAGAGACAACAAAGUACUAACAAAUUAAGUAGUUCUCAACUAUGUACUGCAAAAUAUUUAACAGAAACACUUGAAAGAAAUUAAAACACACAAAAGUUAAUAAAUAAAUAACCAUCCAAUAGGGAUGAUGAUUACCUCUCAUUACAUUAAUACAUAAAAAAGCAAGUAAAAAAAAGUUGAAAAAAUUCACUUGCAAGAAAAAACAAUAAAUUAGUUUUAAACAAUGCUUCCAAUUGGAAUCUGAUUGGAGAGAAACUUAACAAAAAAAUCUAAAUAAAGGGAGAAAAACUUAAUUUUUAAAGUUUUCGUUUUUCUUUUUCUACACAAUUCUCUCAUCUGGCAAUAAAUUGAAUUUAUAAAGUUUUUUGGAUUGAAUAUUGAAUGAAUUUGAAGACUAUAGUGUAAUAAAAUAUAUAAAAUAAAUAAACGAAUAGAUGGAAGAAGAAACUAAAACGAUGACUGUUUGCCAUCCUGAAACUAAAAUGUGAGAUCAAUUGAAAAAAAAAGUUUUUAAAUGAAAUUUUUAAUAAGUAAAUAUAAUAAAAUAAUAAUAAAUAAAGAAUUUUUUGAAAGUAAAGAAACCUGUAAAAUUAUUAGAAAAGUUGCACCCGAAAUAAAAAAUAAAAAAAAAUAAUUAAAAAAAUUUAUAAAUUUAAAAAAGUAUUAGAAA